CACCGCGGUGUUGGUGAGAAACCAGCUGCCGAUGGGACACCCGACAGGUGGAAGUUCAUUCUGUGUUUGUAUUGAUAUAUGUCUUAUGUGCAGUUUAAAAUAUAGUUAUACAGAAUGUCCAAAAUUAGAAGAAAAGUAACAGUGGAAAAUUCGAAGACUAUAUCAGAUAGUACAUCCCGCAGGCCUAGUGUGUUUGAAAGACUUGGACCAAGCACAGGGAGUAAUGCAGAGACCCAAUGUAGAAAUUGGCUAAAGACUGGUAAUUGUGUUUAUGGAAAUACUUGUCGGUUUACGCAUGGGCCUCAGCCACGUGUAAAAGCUUACAGUGGCUCAUACAGAAGGUCACCUGAAAGACCUACUGGUGAUCUACGAGAAAGAAUGAAGAAUAAAAGGCAAGAUGUUGAGCAAGAAAGUCAAAAAAGAAAUCCUGAAGAUGCUUCAUCACCUGUUUCAAGGAGAGACUCCUCUCGAAGCAGACACCGUGAUAAAGAAGAUAUUAAAAUAACAAAGGAGCGAACCCCAGAGAGUGAAGAUGAACAAGGAGAAUGGGAAACAAACAGGGAAGUUGAUUCAGAUAAUGGGGACUAUGAUUAUGAAUUGUCUUUGGAAAUGAAGAGACAGAAAAUUCAACGAGAGCUACGGAAACUGGAACAGGAGAAUAUGGAAAAGAGGGAAGAAAUUGUUAUUAAGAAGGAGAAAUCACCUGAGGUGACUCGAUCUAAAGGAUCGCCUUCUUCAAGGAAGUCUAGUGGCUCACCCAAGUAUAAAACAAGCCCGAAAGUAGUUACUUCAGGCAAGAAAGAGAAAAAGUCAUCAGGCAUGUCUUCUCCUGGACCAGAUCAACCAAGAUCUUCUAAAUCAUCCCAAGCUAAAAAAAAAGGUCCACGCACCCCUAGUCCUCCUCCACCAGUUCAGGAAGAAAUUCCUAUUGUUAAAAAGCACAAAGAAAAGCAUAAAACUAAAGAGAGAGUGGAUGAAAAACAGAAGGAGUCAAAAGAAAGAGGCAGAGAUACAGAAAAACACAAGGAAAAGAAAAGGUCUCCCACCCCAUUGAGACACCAUCGCACACCUUCACCUUCCAGACAUCACUCUCCCUCAUCCCACUCAGGUUCUUCAGCACAAAGAAACUCCAUGUCACCUCGGCAUAAAAGGUCAUUGUCUCCAUACCAAAGAGAACUUGCUUCACCAUCUGCAAGAUGUUCUCGCUCCCCUUAUGCAACCAGAACUUCAUCUCCACAGCGUAAAGGGAGCCCUAGUCGGCAUCAUUCCCAAUCAAGAGACAAGGGUAGACAGGACAGAGAACGGACUCCUCCUUUGCAUGAACGGCGUCAUGACAGAAGAGAAGAUACAAAAGGCAGACCGAAACGGGAAAAAGAGAACAGAGAUGAUAGAGAUUACGAACCUGAACAGAGUACUUCACGGGAAACACGGGAAGAUAGAGAUACAAGAGAAAGGCGGGAGACACGAGACCGAAGAGAUAUUCGGGAAACCAGAGAGACACGUGAACCUCGGGAUACUAGGGAUUCUCGUGAUCACAGAGACAAAGACACUCGUGAGUCAAGAACAGAAGUGCGCUCUAGUCGUGAAACUCAUGAAUACAGAGAAAGAGAGCGGGAACGAGACAGAGAGAGAGGAGAGAUGCACAGAAAAGAAGAAGAAGAGAGGAGUUAUGGGAGGAUUCAUACGAGAGAAGAAGGUAGUCGUUCAGAUGCAAGAAGUGAGGCCAGGAGUGAAACACGAAAUGAUUCAAGAAGUGAAAGAACUGGAAGAGGAAGAGGACGAGGUGCUGAACCGAGUGAAAAAGGAAGUCGUGCAGCCAGAGGGAGUCAGUUUGAGAGCCAUAGCAAUAAUACAAGCUAUCAUGAGAAUUGGGAUUCUCGUAGCAGCCACACAGAGAGAGAUCGAUAUGAAGGUGAUAGGAGAGAACAAACCAGGGACUCUUCUUUUGAUAGAAGAGGUGGGCAUGCAGAACGAGACAGGAGAGAAAACAGAGACAGAGAUCAGAGACCAGCAUCACCAGCAAGACAUCAGGGGCGUAAUGAUGAAGCAGAGAGGGAAGAGAGAAGAGAUGAAAGAAGAGAUGAUAGACGGGAUGAAAGAGCAAGAGACCGAGAGCGUGAAAGAGAGCGGGAGAGAGAGAAGGAGCGAGAGAGGGAGAAAGAGAGAGAAAGAGAAAAAGAAAGGGAAAUGGAGCGAGAACGUGCAAGGGAGCGGGAAAGAGAGCGGGAGAGGGAACGAGAGCGAGAACGUGAAAGAGAAAAAGAGAGAGAGAGGGAAAGAGAGCGAGAAAGAGAAGAUAGAGAACGUGAAAGGAAUCGAGAGAGGGAGAGAGAAAGGGAACAACGAGAAAGAGAAAGACAGAGAGAACUAAGAGAAUGGGAAGAGAGGGAGAAGGGAAGAGAAGAUCGUAGAGACAAAAGAGAUGAUCAACGGGAAGAACGUACUGCAAGAGAUGUUCAUGAAGAAAGGAAACUAAGGAAGAGACGCCGAGCUGAAAGCAGUCCCAGUCCUCGACCCUCUCCCAAAAGAGCUCGCGAUCAGUCUCCUGAUAGUGAAGGUUAUAACAGUUCAGAGGAAAAAAGUGAGAAGCAUAGAUUGCUUAGCCAAGUUGUCCGUCCACAAGAGUCCAAUCGCUCACCGCAAAAGGUCUUGGAGGAGAAAAGUACUCGCUGGAAAGACGAUGAUAGGAAAAUUGAAAGAAAAGACAGAACUAGAUAUGAUGAACCAGAGCAUAGGGAAAGAGGGUUAAAUAGAGUAGAACGUCAAAGAGAUCACAUUCCUGAUACAACUUCAGGAACCACUGAAGCUAAAAGGAGCAAAGAAGUGCCAGCUUCUGAACCUGUCGUCCAUCAGCCAGCUGAUGACAGAGAAGUUAUAAGCAAGACCCAUGAUGAAAGCAAAAAAAAGGCUAAGCCUCAGAAAAAAGCUUUGAAAAAGAAUCGGAAAGAUGAGGAAGGUAGUGUAGCAGAAAGAUUUAACCCAGAACCUCCUGCUUCCGAAGAGCCCCUCUUGUCUCCUAGAAAGGUUCAGAAGAAAAAAAACGUGGAGAAGAAAUGUAAGCGUUCCCGUGGAGGAGAGUCUGAUAUCUCCGAGGAGGAAAAUGCUUCUCACCAGCCAAGUAAAAAAAAAAGAGGUCCCAGGACUCCUCCAUUAGACAUAUCCCCAAAUGUGAAGGGGGAUUUUGUAGCUCAGGUUGUGGAAAAAAAUAACACAGAGGAAGUGGCCCCACAACCUAAGGUCUGUGAUGCUACCUUUAGUGACUGGUCUGAAGAUGAUGUCCCUGAUCGCACUGAAAUUGUGUCUCAACCUGUUGAAAAGGUUGUAGUUGAUACACCAAAGAAGAAGCAGAAAAAAACUGUAACUGAAAAAGUUGAAUCACCUCAGGUUUUGCCAGCAGCAGCAGAGGAGCAGUCUCAACAGCAGACUGCUGUGCAGCCACUGCUGAGCCAACAUCAUCGCAAACCACCUGAGAAGAAGCGUAGUAGCAGUCUUGGCAGCAACCAAAGUCGCACUUCAAGUCGCUUGAGGUCUCCAUCAAAUGAAUCUGCACAUCGCAGUGGAGAUGACCAAACUGGCAGAAGGCAGCGAUUACAUAGAAGGUCUCGGGACAGAGAACGUGAAAGGAAUACUGUUGUUGAGCCUCCUGUUGAGAGAAAAUCACGUAUUGAUCAACUUAAGCGGGGAGAACCAAGUCGUAGCACAUCUUCAGAUCGUUUGGAUUCUAGAAGCCAUAGCUCACGAAGAAGCUCUCCGGAGUCUGAGAGACAGGCCAGAUCAAGAGCAGGAUCCUAUGACAGCAGAGAGAGAGCACUGGAAAGAGAGAGGGAAAGAGAUCUGGUAGAUCGCGAAAGAGAACGCAAGGACUUAAGGCAACGAGAUUGGGAUUCUGAAAGCAGAGACUGGUCACGUGGACGAGAGACUAGAAGUAGAGAGCAGAGAGAGAGGGACAGGGAUCAGAGGAGAAGGGACAUAGACUCUGACAGGGACAGACUUUUGCCUGAAACUCAUGAAAGAGAUCGGGAUCGUGAGAAACUCUUAGAACUUGGACUUCAUGCAGAAAUUAAGAGAUCAGAGCUCAAGCAAGAGAAAGAAAUAGAACCAUUGCUGCGUGAAGUAGGAUCUGUAGAAGCUGAAAAAGAAGAGAAGAAGACGAUGGAUAGCCCACUUAUAGCUGAAGAGCCUUCUGAAUCUGAAAAACCAGAGAGCAUACAUGGUGAAGAUGAUGGUAAACAAGAUGAUGUCCAGUCUAUGAUAUCUGGAGGAGAGGAAUAUGAGCCCAUAAGUGAUGAUGAACUUGAUGAAAUUUUAGCUGACAGUGGUGAGAAGAGGGAAGAUCAAGCAGAGGAAGAAAAGAUGCCAGACCCUGUAGAUGUAAUUGAUGUUGAUUGGUCUAGCCUAAUGCCCAAACAGCCUAAAGAGCCCAGAGAGGCAGGGGCAGCGUUGUUGAAAUUUACUCCUGGAGCUGUUCUUCUGAGAGCUGGCAUUUCCAAAAGACUUGCAGGCAGUCAACUUUUUUCAAAGGUGAAAGAGGUGUGUUAUGCAGAAAUGGAGGAUCCCAAAGAUGCUGUUGGCCUUUUCACACAUGAACUGGGUGCCUUAAACAUGGCAUCAUUAAAAAGGAAACAAGAGCGAGCUGGCCUUUUGCGCAAUUUGGGACCAUGUUGUAAAGCAUUGUGCUCCAGAAGAGAUAUUGCAAUACGCAAACAACUCUUAAAGAAUGAAAAGGGUACAACAAAGCAAAUUUAUACCAGUCCUCCAGUGGUGGAUAAUGAGUUGCUGCAGCUAAGUCUUCGACUAUUCAGGAAAAAGACAUGUCCAGUAUCUAGUCAAGAAAAGACUGAAGGCAGCUUACUUUCUCAACCAAAUGCCCAGACUGAAGUUUGUGUUUCAUAGGUGAAGCUGAAUCCUCACACCAAGGUGUUACAAAAACAGUUCUAUAGAGACUGAUAAAAUCAGCCUGCGGGACUGGCACAACAAUUGUUACCAUGGUGACACGACCACAGCUUUUUUCUCCUACUGUACAUCAUUUAAUUGUAAAGACCCUCUUCAGUUGAUAAAUAAAGGAUUAAAAAAAACACUUGUUAUGUUUAGCAGAAACAUUUGACAUUUAAUUGUGCAUCAGUGUUAAACUGAUGCUUGAAUUAUUUUACUUCCAGGUUACACUAUUACACAUUGUACUGAUGUCGUCAGCUGCUGUGUCUAAAUGUGUUACAUUUGUGAAAAGGUAACAUCAAAGAAAAAUAUUAUUUAGGCCUUAUUAUAGGUACAGGUUAGCAUUUACUUCUGCUGGACAAAAAUGCUUAUUUAAUUUGAAUAUUUUUUUAAAUUAUGACACCAUAUUACUAAAACUAUUCAUUGCAAAGUGUGUGUGUUUUGUGAAAUAAAAACACUUACUUCCCUGUGAAUUUUGGCAUUUAUUGUCAAAGCUAUAUUAAAAAAAAAAAAAAAAAUCACGUAAGGAACAUUACUUUGUACUUCAUAGUCAUGGUUCUGACGGUCCUUUUGUAUUUCUUUAAUAGGUUACUUUCUUCAAAUUGAUUUGUCCAUUAUGCAUAAUAUCAGACACAAAUAAGUGGAUGUUUUUCUCUAAAAUGUUUACAGUUGCCUAUGUAAAUUGCUGUUUUAUUAACCAAUGUGUAAUUUUUAUUCUGGCUUUUAACUGUUGUUGGAUUAAAAUUUGUUAGUAAGCUUAGUGGACACUUCAAGCAAGCAAGCAAAAAAUAACAAGAAUGAUCAAAAGUGUCAACAGCAUGUACAAGCUCAGCAUUUGGCAUUAUAAACAAUGGCAGCCCACUGUUGGACUGGGGUUAUUACUGUUAAUGUCCAUUUUGCACAUAGCUUAUAAUAACUAGUAAGUACCAACUCCUGAAAUCUCUUAGGACAAGACAAUUGUUCUUUUUCUUAAUGUUUAUAGUUCACAAUUUUUACUGUCCAUUUCAAUGGCAAAAUAAAAUCUUUCAGUAUUGUACUAAUCUUGUAAACGUUUAGUACAUACAUUUCAUAAGUUUUAAA
Molecule: messenger RNA, 6012 nt
Organism: Erpetoichthys calabaricus (reedfish)
Lineage: Eukaryota; Metazoa; Chordata; Cladistia; Polypteriformes; Polypteridae
Gene: zc3h13
Product: zinc finger CCCH-type containing 13
Exons: 20
Coding region: 115-4893 (1592 amino acids)
Cellular component (GO): RNA N6-methyladenosine methyltransferase complex
Molecular function (GO): metal ion binding
Source: RefSeq, a predicted model, not a curated record